GACGUUCGAAGUAGCGUUAACAUGAAAACUUCAACCAUGAUUUCGACUCUUUGUUUCUUUUUUAUUUUGUCUUCUUUUUUCCAGUUCUCGGACGCAUUUGUCUCUAACCAAGUUGGUAGAAGAUCUUCUAAGGUAGGUAUUGAAUACUUUUUAUUUCAUCUCUGAGAAAUUGUUUUGUCAAUGGCAACGUUUAGUACCGGUAAAAUGGACUUUAGUGAGUUAUGUCUUAAAUUUGGGGGCAUCACUUUUACUUCAGAGCAAUGAGAUUUACUUUAUAAACAAUAUUUUCCUCCUUAUUACAAACUUUUCUUUGACUACUGGUUCACUGGUUCACUGGCCAUCACUUCCGUCAGUGAUCUACGGUGAAUAUAUCAGUACGGUUCAAAUAACUUACCGUAGUUAUUCGGUUAUAAGGCGCACCGUUUUUUUCAAGAAAUUCCUAAUUUCUACUAAAAAUUACCGCCAAAGUUUGGGUGCGUCUUAUAGGCGAAUAUUUUCCGAAACAAUUUUUUUUAUCACAGUUACUGGUACGAUUUCAAGCAAAUAAAAGGACACACAGUGUUGAGCAUUGACUUUUAUAAAUAUGGCGGUUCUGAAAAGACAAGCGAAGUCAAAUUUGCAUAGAUAUGUUACGUGCUCGAGAGCGCGUGCUUAGUAAUUUGAUACGUCACAAAACGAAACGAAAAUAAACAAGCGAAGAGAUAAAUACCUUCUUCAUCCAUUCAGCCUUUUUUGUGCACUGCGACCUGCAUUCUUGGCGGUACGUUAAUUCUUGUUUAAUCAAAGCUUUUGUUUGUGCGCGUGGUCGCGUGUGCGACAAUUCUGCUUUUGUUAAUUAACGGUAAACUAAAAUCAAUAGGCGACUUUUUCGCUUUUUUGUAAGUUUAUGAAAGAAUUUACAAUAAACUUGACCGAUCUUUACUCCCCGAACAACGGUGCGCCUUAUAACCAAGUAUUUCAGCGAUUUUCUCAGUUUGAAAACAUGCAAUAAUGAAGUUGCCGAAUUGGGGGUGCGUCUUAUAGCCGAGUGCGCCUUAUAACCGAAUAACUACGGUAAUUCUAAGUAUUCUAGUUCUAGGUAUUCCAAGUAAUACUUAGACUUCGUAAAGCACUCCCUAAAUAAAACCCUAUUUUCUUUAUUCUUUAAAGCAUGAAAGAAAUCUUCAAGAUAUUUGCCGGUUAGCCUACGAACAAUGUGGUGCCCUGGGACCUGAGCAGCAAUCACGUGACUCAACGGUUGAAGACGCUAGGCUCAAGAGAAGAGACAUUGAGUUUUUUUAUUGAUAGCAAAAUAGCACAAUUCACGGCGCCAUCGAAGAAAAUUGUUGUUUCUGUAGCGUUUUAGCGUUG
Molecule: messenger RNA, 1350 nt
Organism: Pocillopora meandrina
Lineage: Eukaryota; Metazoa; Cnidaria; Anthozoa; Scleractinia; Pocilloporidae
Source: the annotation of a GenBank genome assembly